UCCUGCCCCGCCGAGCCGCGGCUCUCCGCCGAGCGGAUUUCCCGUCAUUAGUGACCCCUCGGAAAUCGGAUUUCAGAUGCAUGCCAGGUUCCCACUGAAUGCCAGAAGUAAAGAUCUCUACAGAUGGAGCCCCAAAGUCAACAUGGCAGUGGUGGUUCACUAGUGGUGAUUCAGCAGCCCUCCUUGGACAGCCGGCAACGGUUGGACUAUGACAGAGAGAGCCAGCCAACAACCAUCUUGUCACUGGACCAGAUCAAGGCGAUCAGGGGCAGCAACGAAUACACCGAAGGUCCAUCAGUGGUGAAGAAAUCUGGUCCUCGGACAGCACCAAGGCAAGAGAAGCAUGAAAGGACUCAUGAAAUUAUACCAAUUAAUGUGAAUAAUAAUUACGAACACAGACCCAGCCAUGUGGGGCAUGUGGCACAUCAGCAUAACGCGAGGGCUCCUGUCUUGAGCAGAUCCACCAGCACGGGGAGCGCAGCCAGCUCUGGGAGCAACAGCAGUGCUUCCUCAGAGCAGGGUCUGCUGGGACGGUCACCUCCAUCCCGGCCGGGCUCAGGCCACAGAUCCGAUCGGACAAUCCGGACGCAGCCCAAGCAGUCGUCUCUGAUCGUAGAUGAUCUGAAGGGUGCUUUGAAAGAGGACUUGACGCAGCACAAGUUUAUCUGUGAACAGUGUGGGAAGUGCAAGUGUGGGGAGUGCACGGCCCCAAGGGCUCUCCCCUCCUGCCUGGCCUGCAACCGGCAGUGCUUGUGCUCUGCGGAGAGCAUGGUGGAGUAUGGCACCUGCAUGUGUUUGGUCAAAGGGAUCUUCUACCACUGUUCCAACGACGAUGAAGGGGACUCUUAUGCGGAUAAUCCCUGCUCUUGUUCCCAGUCACACUGCUGUUCUAGGUACCUGUGCAUGGGAGUGAUGUCCUUGUUCCUGCCUUGCUUGCUCUGCUACCCUCCAGCAAAAGGAUGCCUAAAACUCUGUCGAGGGUGUUACGACCGCGUCAAUCGUCCAGGUUGCCGAUGCAAGAACUCCAACACAGUCUAUUGUAAACUGGAGAGCUGCCCCUCCCGGGGUCAGGGCAAGCCCUCAUGAUUUUUGGAGGGAGGGUUACUUCCUCCAACUGCAGUUUUUCAGGUUGUAGCUGAUUUUUCUUUUUUUUUUCUUUUUUUUUUUUUCUCUCUCCCUCAUUGUGGGGGAGCUGUUCCUUCACUUUCUGUCUCCUCAACUUCAAAUACUCAAGCUCUUCCCUUUGCAUCUUUUCUCCCCUCUUCCUCUUGACUUGCCUGAGCUUGGAGCGUUAUAUGUAGUCAUUGCUGCUCGUUGGUAAAUGUGGACCUGGUACCUGCAUCUGCCACUUACUUGGGCAGGGGCUUUUGAGUUUGUAAUAGAACCACUCCUGAAAGAGACAGUGAGGGCUGACUGGGCUCUGGAAGCUUCUUGCUCUGUGAAUAUCUUCCCAAAGAUGUUUUUCAUUCUCAGCAAUUUAAUUUUUUUUCCCCUUAACCCCUUGAAUACAAAGGAAGAAUAAUUUUUAUGAGUGAGCUGGAUUGUGAAAUAAUGUUUCCUGUGUGUUUUUUCUGGAGAGGGUUGUAAAAUAAAGCCUUUACCAAAUGAAAGGCCUGACUCUUCUAUAAGCAGCCUGCUUUCUUUUUCUUUUUUUUUUUUUUCCCCUUUUCUCCCUCCUCUCUUUUUGUCUUAACUCGUGGAGCAUUCUCAGUCAUGAGAGUUGCCCUGCCUCUUUUUUUUUUUCUUUUACAUUUUCAAUAUAACUUCAGUUUUUGCUACACUAUGUAGAUCUUCACAUUGGAGACAUUAUGGCUGUGACAUGCUCAUUUGUUUCUUUUGCUGUCAAACCUUUGAAGGAUGUUGCUCACUCCACCCUCCUCCUCCUGUUUUUAUAGCCUAUCAGUAUCAGUUGAUAUUACAGUUGGUGGUGUUCAUAUAUCCAAACAGCCUUCAGGUGUCAUUGAGUCACCUAAAUGUUCUUGAAUCCUUAAGGUUUCUUGUGAUCUUCUGGUUUAGUGAAUUUAGCUCUGCUCUAUACUUUAUAAUUUUAUUCUGUCCCUGUUUUAUUGCCUUAGCCACAAAUUGUGGUCCUUUUUUGUAUAUUUUAUGUAUAAAACACAAAGUUGAAUCCCAACUAUUUUU
Molecule: messenger RNA, 2142 nt
Organism: Indicator indicator
Lineage: Eukaryota; Metazoa; Chordata; Aves; Piciformes; Indicatoridae
Gene: SPRY1
Product: sprouty RTK signaling antagonist 1
Exons: 2
Coding region: 124-1086 (320 amino acids)
Biological process (GO): negative regulation of Ras protein signal transduction; negative regulation of MAP kinase activity; animal organ development
Cellular component (GO): cytosol; membrane
Source: RefSeq, a predicted model, not a curated record